This is a messenger RNA of Anopheles arabiensis, 3694 nucleotides long. Its product is annotated as protein escargot. Gene Ontology annotation, biological process: regulation of DNA-templated transcription. The record is from RefSeq and is a predicted model, not a curated record. The transcript is spliced from 2 exons. NCBI's taxonomy places the organism in Eukaryota, Metazoa, Arthropoda, Insecta, Diptera, Culicidae. The coding region runs from base 575 to 2305 and encodes 576 amino acids. Gene Ontology annotation, molecular function: DNA-binding transcription factor activity, RNA polymerase II-specific; RNA polymerase II cis-regulatory region sequence-specific DNA binding.
CUCUCAAGCCUGCCGCACCCGUAGCAAGUUUCGUAGCUAUUUCUAUUCAGCCAGCUCCGUUUCAUGUUUAUCACACACAGAGACACCCGGUCCAGAGCAGUCGAAAAGGUGGUACCACAACGCCGGAACAGUGAACAGAUGUAGCGAAAGGAUAGCAGAUCUGUUUUUAUUUCUUCGGUUUUUGUGUUUUGUUUGUGUCAAACUGAUUUCAUCAGUUCUCAGUGUACGUGUGCAUGUGUCGAAGCUUAUGAACCCCGAGCGAACAACAAAAAGGAUUACUGUGCAUUGUUUGUGCUGUCUGUGAAUGUCCAAUUGAAGAAAAGAAAGGAAGAUCAAUGAUCAAUCCUGGUGAUGCAAAAGUGAACUCGUUUUGAGCCGUCAAACUCGAUCGUGAAUUAUUCGAUCGUUACAAGAAAAGAAGUGAAGUGAGUGAUUGGAGCAAGCAAAUUCUUUGCUAGAAAAGAAACAAAUAAAAAGUGAACUCGUCCAACUGUUUGGAAAACGCACGUUGCGUUGGUGUAAAGUUUUAAGUUCCAUCAAACACUAGUGUGUGCGUGUUCGAGUGCCGAACACCAUGCCAACAUCGAUCAUGCAGAAAAACUACAGCCACUGCCCGCUCAAGAAGCGCCCCGUCUUCAUGUCGAAGGACGACCCAAUGAAAAAUGAUUCCGAUGGUGAGAUGGAGCCGGAAAACCUCAGCACCAAACCGCAGGACCUCUCGAUGAAGUCCAUGAAGAAGAAGGCCCGCUCCGAGUCGCCCGAGGAGCUGGUCGUGAUCAAGGCGGAGGACACUCUGCCCACCCCGCCGCCCUCCUCCUCGCCGAGCCCGAGCGACACCAAGUCGCCGCUGUCCAUCCCCACCCCCACCUACGGUUCGCUGUCCUCGAUCUACUUCCCCGGAUCGCGAUCGCCCGCCGCCUCCUUCCCCGCCGUCUACCCUGGCUUCCCGUACGCGAUGCCCUACAGCUCCGAGUUCUACAGCGCCUACCAGACCCAAAGCCCCCACCAUCCGGCUGCCCCGCUGCCCCUCCACCCGCACCAUCCGCAUCAUCUGCAUCCGCACCACAGCCAGAUCUCGCCGCCGCGCUCCGAGCCGCUGUCGCCGUACAGUGCCGGCCAGCACGACACGUCCGGCAGCCCAUCGGCCUCCCCGACGCAUCUCUUCCGCCCGGACCGCCACUCGCUCUCGCCGCCGCCCUCGAUGGUCGUCCCAGCCUACCCGACCGAGCUGCGCCUCAACCAGAACAACAACAUCAUCAAGUCGGAGUCGGCCUUUGCCCGGGCGCAGCACCGCUUCAUGCCGUACCCACCGCUGCACCACCCGCACCACCCACACCACCCGCACCACCACCAGCAUCACCCGCACCAUCCGGCCCACCAUCAUCCGCUGAUGGCGAUGUCGUCCGUCGCCGAGCAUCCGUCCCUGUCGCCCGCCUCCAGCCACACCUCGUUCAACUCGUACCUUUCGUCGCGCGGCCGCUCGCUGUCACCGAUCUCCUCGUCGGCACCCGCCAGUCCGGGCGCCGAUUCCGAGGAGAACAACAACAGCCUCAGCGCCGCCAACGGCAACAGCACCUCCCUCUCGUCCUCGUCCGGCUGCUCCUCCAUCCUGACGGAGAAAUCGACCUCGAGCGCAAACAUCCUGCAGAAGAAGGACGGUGGCGGCGAGAAGGGAGCGUCGCCGGCGGGUGGAAACGGGGCCCCGCGCUACCAGUGCCCGGACUGUGGUAAGUCGUACUCGACCUACUCGGGCCUGUCCAAGCACCAGCAGUUCCACUGCCCGGCGGCCGAGGGCAACCAGGCGCAGAAGACGUUCGUGUGCAAGGAGUGCGACAAGCCGUACAAGACGCUCGGUGCGCUGAAGAUGCACAUCCGUACGCACACGCUGCCGUGCAAGUGUACGCACUGUGACAAGGCGUUCUCGCGCCCGUGGCUGCUGCAGGGCCACAUCCGCACGCACACCGGCGAGAAGCCGUUCGUGUGCAAGCUGUGCUCGCGCGCGUUCGCCGACCGGUCGAAUCUGCGCGCGCACCAGCAGACGCACGAGGACGUGAAGCGCUUCAAGUGUCCGACGUGCACGAAGUCGUUCUCGCGGCUGCCGCUGCUGACGAAGCAUGCCGAGUCCGGGUGUCCCGGUGGUUCCGGAUCGGGCGAUAGCAGUACGGCCGGUUCGCCAGUGCCAUCGCUGGCCCGCUCGGACAGUCCGCAUUCGCAGAGCGGAGGUUCGUCCGCUGCCUGCAACAUCUCGGAGGACAGCUUCAUGCCAACGGUGCUCCCGCACGGUGGUAACAUUGCCGUGUACUAGAGAAAGGGAUAGAGAGAGAGAGUUGGUGAACAGCGAGUAGUGUCGGAGUGUGCGAAACCAUUGUUGUGUGCCUUCACCGUGUGCCCUUCGUCGCAGAUUGUUAAGGCGCGACCAAAGACUGAUGAGGAGAAAGAGAGCGUUAUUAGUGUGAAUGUGUGUGAGUGUGUGUGCGAACGAGCUUGUUAGUGGUAGGAGGAUGCGCAAGGAGGAUACACGGAAGGAAAGCAGGACGCCGUUUGUUCGGUUCUAGUGCAGGGGAAAGCCUCCCAAAAAUCGAUGUCCCCCUUCUGGGAAGGGACCAAGAAAGCAGACCCUUAUGUUUUUUACGUCUAGUAAGUUUAUUUAUUUUCCAACGAGCAAAAGCAAAACACAAAAACGGAAAGUUUUCUUUUUAGUUUUUUUUAGUUCAAAAUGCAGAAAAAAGGAGUAAGAAACACAAACACUGUUCCAAACUAGUCAGAUUCGUUUAGUUUAGUUUCGAUUUGGUUCGACUUAAGUUUAGUUUCUUUUUUGUUUAGUUUCUCCCUUUUUUCGUGCCCAUCACAGCAAACAAACGCUCGAAAGUGUAUCAUUUCCUAUUAGUUUUCAUGCUUAUGUAAUUACACCUUUUACUCUCUUUCUUUUGUAUCCAUGUAAGAAGAUCUCAAUGCAUUUUCUAGAGCCUUCUAGAGAGCGCAUGCAACAUAAAAACGGGAGGGAAGAAAUCAAAUAUCAAACAAGCCAUAUGCAGCCCUCUUUUCGAGGUUCUUGAAUCCAACAGCAAUGAAGUUCUCUUGUAAAAUAUAUUUUGCUAAGUGCCUUUUCCCAAAAACAAACAGCAAUCACUACUACCACAACUCUCCAUACUUCCCUCUUCGUGUACCAACGAAAUGAAACGUGCAUUUUAUUUGUAGCCAUUUUUGUGCUAGCAUACACCAAGUCCUAUCAUAAGUGUACUUUUUAAGCGGCGUUUGAGCAGGCGUUUAGAAGAGAAGAGAGCAGAAGAAAUGACAAACUAAGUUUAUCCUAUACUGUGUUUAAGGCAAACCCCAAACUGUACAUAUACUUUAGCAGUUGUAGGAGCGUUAUUAAGAACCAACACACAUACACACAUACAGACAGUUAGUCGGCUAAGCAAAAGGUGCGAAACUUAAUAUAUUUUGUUUGUUUUUUUUUUAUUGCUAUCAGUAGGUAAGUUAAAACUGAAAGCCACGUUAGAAGGCUAGGCUAGGUAGACUCGUAACGAAACUUUGUUUGUAGUGUGUAAGUGCGUAAUUUUGCAAAACCAGCUGCAGCAGCGGCCAACCAAUACAACAAUAGUGGGCUAAGUGUGAGAGAGGAAGCGAGGUGAUCGUGCGUACGCGCACGCUUCACAAAGCGAAAUAAAUGACAAGAAAACCUUAAAAUGAA